CAAAGCCUAGCACAAACGUUUCAAAUUUAAUUUCAUCUCAAGUCACAAUCUAUGUAUAUGACAGUCCAGUCCACUUAAAGCCUCAGAACAGGAGUUGGAGGAAAGGGAAAGGCCAGAGUCAAGACAAUUUGUACCAGUUUUCUGGUAAGGCAUUCUACAUCUAUCUUCAUUACUACUCUUUUUUACAUAGCAUUCUCACUCAUCUUAUAUAUUGUUCUCCAUGUAUAUCGUCGUUCAGCUUUCGACUCGUUCUCAAAAUCUAUUGUUGGAAUUUGCUCCUUGGUAAUACAUAGUCAUCUGCUCUUCUCGCGCAACUCCGUGAGACGAUGGUGCGAAUACCAGACUAUAAAGAGUCUCCUUGGGGCUCACUGACAUUCCCAACCAUUUGGUCCCACUAAACAUGCCUUCUGCUACGCCCAACACCGUUCCAGGUACCCUAUUCUACUUUUCUGCCCCUGCAGAUGGUUCAGAGCCCUACAAUCGCGUCAACACCGACCCAACCUCUACUCUCCCGCUCUCCAAUUGGAGUCCAGAGAAACAUACCGUCCAGAUCGAGAAUGUGCGCGAUAAAGAGGCUUCUUUCACUCUGGAUGAAGCUGGUUUCCAAUACUUCAAACAUCCCUCUCGACAUACGUCUUUCGUGGACGAUGAUGAGAUUAAGGCCGAAUAUUACCCGGAGAGUGCAGAAUUAAUUAAAAAGAUUACUGGAGCCAGUCGAGUCGUUUUGUUUGAUCACACCAUCCGGCGUCGUAUCCCAGGACAAGCAGACAUGACUGGUAAACGCCAGCCUGUGAGGGAAGUACACGUCGACCAAACUACAUCCUCCGCCAUUGCCCGAGUUCAUCUCCAUCUCCCAUCCUCCGAAGCACCUGAACUCCUCAAACAUCGCUUCCAAAUCAUCAAUCUCUGGCGACCUAUCUCUCACCCUGCUUUUGACUUGCCACUCACCUUGUGCGAUUACCGCACCGUGGAUAAAGAAAACGACUUGGUCGCGGUAGCGAGGAUCUCUCCGGAAAGACGAGGCGAGACCUAUCGUGUGAAGUAUAACCCCCAGCAUCGAUGGAAAUACUUGAAGGGCAUGACCCCGGAGGAGUUCGUUCUUAUUAAAUGUUUCGAUUCCACUGAAGACAGCGGAGUGUCGAUCUUCACUCCCCACACUGCUUUCAUUGACGCCUCUGCACCUGAAGAUACACUUCCACGACAGUCGAUCGAACUUCGAGCGCUUGUCUUUUAUGAUUAA
Messenger RNA from Lentinula edodes (shiitake mushroom), 1240 nucleotides. RefSeq lists its product as uncharacterized. The coding region runs from base 401 to 1240 and encodes 279 amino acids. The record is from RefSeq and is a predicted model, not a curated record. Gene Ontology annotation, molecular function: oxidoreductase activity. The transcript has 3 exons. Lineage: Eukaryota; Fungi; Basidiomycota; Agaricomycetes; Agaricales; Omphalotaceae.